CUUUUAUGUUGAAAAUUCGUACCGGAAGCGGUGGUGCUAGCAGAAGCUAGCUGGACGCCGGGCGGCGUGCCUCGGAGGUGGUGGGAUGAGAGAGGGACAGCAGCGGGGACUGAGUGGAGGAGGUGGAGUCUGUCCCAGCCUGCAUCUGGCCCGCUCCCCUUUCUGUCACCCCGGGCCAAACCCGCCCAGCUCCUCUCACUCACUCUCCGCCUGUUAUCCCGCACGGCUCGGCCCGGACCCACGCAGCGGCACCCAGACCCCCACACACCUCGAGGACACGGAAUGGAGACAGAAGGGAGCCAGAGCAGCCUGUCCAGCGCGGACUCCCCUCACGACCCCUGUAAAAUGUUCAUAGGUGGACUCAGCUGGCAGACAACACAAGAGGGUCUGAAGGAGUACUUCUGCAAGUACGGCGAAGUAAAAGAGUGCAUGGUGAUGCGGGAUCCGGUUACUAAGCGCUCGAGGGGGUUUGGAUUCGUCACUUUUGUUGACCAGGCCGGCGUGGAUAAAGUUUUGGCUCAGAGCAGGCAUGAGCUGGACUCAAAAACAAUUGAUCCAAAGGUGGCCUUCCCUCGAAGAGCUCAACCCAAGCUGGUGACUCGAACUAAGAAGAUCUUUGUGGGCGGCCUGUCAGUGAACACAACCAUCGAGGACGUCAAGCAAUACUUUGACCAGUUUGGAAAGGUCGACGAUGCCAUGCUCAUGUUUGACAAGACCACAAACAGGCACAGAGGGUUCGGGUUUGUGACGUUCGAGAAUGAAGAUGUGGUCGAGAAAGUCUGUGAGAUCCACUUCCACGAGAUUAACAACAAAAUGGUGGAGUGUAAGAAAGCUCAGCCCAAGGAGGUGAUGUCUCCCACCGGCUCGGCUAGGGGGCGCUCUCGAGUCAUGCCGUACGGCAUGGACGCCUUCAUGCUGGGCAUUGGUAUGCUGGGUUAUCCAGGCUUCCAGACUGCCACUUACACCAGCCGGAGCUAUGCAGGCAUCACUCCCGGAUACACCUACCAGUUCCCUGAGUUCCACUUAGAGAGGACUCCCCUUCUGACUUCACCCCACCCCCCUGAGCUCACAGCCAUUCCUCUUACAGCGUACGGACCAAUGGCGGCAGCAGCAGCGGCGGCAGCAGUUGUCAGAGGUUCCACUCCUUCUCGUUCUGCUGGAUUUUUAGGUACUAGCAGCCCGGGUCCGAUGGCUGACCUUUAUGGAACAGCCAGUCAGGAGUCAGCUGUUAGCAGCUACCUCAGUGCUGCCAGCCCCGCGCCAAGCACUGGAUUCAGCCACAGUUUGGGGGGCCCUUUGAUCGCAACCGCCUUCACUAACGGCUACCACUGAGAGUUGCAGAACUGCAGACUGAGAGCUGGAAGGAGUUGAAGCUGCUCCAGAGCUGAUCUGGCCUGUCUCUGUCAGUGUGUCCCGUCUGUCGGUGGUGACCGAUCCUCGUGUCAGCCACAUCCAGCCGAAUCAUCUGACACUUAAAAAGCAACCGAUCGAAAAAAAAAAAAAAAAAAAGAAAACGUUGCAAAAAUAGGAAAAAAAACAUUUAAAAAAACGUGUCACUUCACACAAUAGCACCACAUUGAAAUCUUUUUUCCGUGCGUUUUUAUUUUUGUCAUGUUGGCUGGGUUUAUUUCUUCUGUUUUUGUGAUGGCUGUCUGUCAGCAUCUGUUUUAACUGUGUUUCUUGGGUCAUUUGACCUUUCUAACCUGAUCUCUCUGAGAUACACUGAGUCUCUGAGGAGGCCUGGAGCUGGAAAAUAACUGGAAAACAAUAUUUAUCUCUAGUUCAUACUGAAUUUUAACAUUUGGUAUUAACUCUAUUUCUUGAAAAUAUGUCACAAAUUGUAUAUCUUGGUAGUUUUCAACGAUAACUCGCUACACUAACACCGGUCAGACAAGAUGGUCAUUAGUUUCUUAAUUAGUCCUGGAAAACUGUACAAAUUUUGUAAAAUAUUGUAAAUAUGACUGGUUUUGGCGUGGCAGGGAUCUGCUGACGUUUGUGUCUGGGAGGUUGGAGACUUUUUGAGUAGUAUGAUUACUUCGUCAAUCCCCACAGGUUGGAAAGCUUGACUGUUACAUAUUAAAGUCCCAGCUGGAGGUCAAGGACAUUUCGAUUUGUCUGUCUAUGUUAGACCAGCCAUACACUGUAUUUCUUUUCAGGCAUUUGUGAAUCAUGUGUUCUGAAAACCAGAAUCUUCCUCAGAGACGCUGUCUUUCGGGGAGUCUAAAGACGCUCCUCGUUCAGCAGAGGAGGCAAAACAACGCCGUUCUCGUUACGGCGUUUUCAAAUAUGCUGAUGAUUUGUGAAGGAACGACCUUGCAGGCUCUGUCAUGCACAGCUCAUGGCUGAAUCCCUUUUGCAGGGUGUGUUGAUGUUUGUCAUGAUUUUACUCACAUUGGUUUUCAAUGUGCCAUGUGCAGAUUUUUGGCAAAUGGUUCCUCAGUUAAAAAAAAUGUGAAUUAUAACUUUUUUUCUUUGUAUGUAAGAGUGUGGAUGGGUAAACCUUUUAGGAAGCGGCUCCUCGACGCAGGUUUCUACCCACCCUCAUCCAUUACUGCAUAUCCACUGGAAGUCACAGACUGAAGCAAUGUGACGCCUCUUUGUAGACCAAAACUAGAGCUACUGGGAUGUGGCACUGCCUAAUUACAAAUAAAUGUAUUUUUCUUAAAGACGACAGCUUAAGAACAAAAGUACCCUCAAUCUGCAAAUACCAGGUUUUACAUUUUGAUACUCUCACUGCUGCAGAUGUGUCAGACUCUGAUGCUGAUUAAUAACAACCUUGUCAACACUGUAACAUUUUAUGAUUUUUUUGGUUUUCCUGUCAUGUUAUUCUUAUGAGGGGAAAAACUUUUUAAAAUUCCUAAUAAAUUAUUUUAAAACAUUC
Molecule: messenger RNA, 2881 nt
Organism: Oryzias melastigma (Indian medaka)
Lineage: Eukaryota; Metazoa; Chordata; Actinopteri; Beloniformes; Adrianichthyidae
Gene: msi1b
Product: musashi RNA binding protein 1b
Exons: 15
Coding region: 283-1332 (349 amino acids)
Cellular component (GO): cytoplasm
Molecular function (GO): RNA binding
Source: RefSeq, a predicted model, not a curated record